This is a messenger RNA of Tympanuchus pallidicinctus (lesser prairie-chicken), 5363 nucleotides long. RefSeq names its product interleukin 18 receptor 1 (gene IL18R1). Lineage: Eukaryota; Metazoa; Chordata; Aves; Galliformes; Phasianidae. The record is from RefSeq and is a predicted model, not a curated record. Gene Ontology annotation, biological process: positive regulation of type II interferon production; interleukin-18-mediated signaling pathway. Gene Ontology annotation, molecular function: interleukin-18 receptor activity; interleukin-18 binding. The transcript is spliced from 10 exons. The coding region runs from base 2890 to 4584 and encodes 564 amino acids.
CAGCCCCUGCCCGGGCUGCUGCCUUCUAAUUCAACCGGGAGGCGCCCGCCCCCUGCCGGGCUCCGCUGCACCAUGCAGGAAGGGGCGGUGCUGCGCGGGCUCCUGGUGUGUAGGGUGCCUCUCUCAAAUGCUUCCUUUAGAAGAGUUCACGUUCAGAAAUUGCUGUUACUUUUCCGAGCCAUACAAGUAAAAGUGAAAAUCUCACUUCUGCCUUUUCCAUUCUCCUCCCUGUGCUCAACAGUUUAAAAAAAAAAAAAAAAAAAAAAGUGAUAAUUCCACUCUUGCUUUUUCGGAAGGUUUCUCAGUCUGGGCUGUUUUCGUAUUGACUCACUUCGAGAUCGCUGUGUUUCAGUGCUGAAUUCAGAAGGUUUGUGAGUGCAGCCUGUAACUGCCUGCCGUUUGGAAGGUUACCUCUCUGCAUCCACUAUCAACCUGCGUCGUGAGUAAACACUUCCUUGUUUGGAAAUUUAGGUGGAUUUUUAUUUUAACCAAUAUCUUGUUUUCCUGACAGGAUGGUGUUUAGACAUACCAAGGUUCUGAUAACUGCCUUCUAGAUCUUUUCUCUUCAUGAAUCCCAUGUGAAUUGUGGUGCUAUAUAGUCACGCGUGAAAGAGGCUGGCAUUCCCCAAAAAGCCUUCCUGAAAGAGGUGAGGUUACUGGCUUCCUCACUGACCCUCCAGACAUUUGUUCAAACAGUCUGAGUUUCAGAAGGAUCUGUUCUUGUUUGUUUUGCUUUGUUGUAAAGAAUGCCACAAUCCUUUGGGAUACAAAUUCCAGUUUCCAGUAGUGUUUAUCAAAAUGAGCUACACCACCAAAACAUCUCGGUGUAUCAGCCUAUGUACUUCAUAACAUAGAGUUAAUGCAGUUUGCACGAUUUGGAAUGCUCACGUUUGCUUUAAGAUUUUAAUGUGUUAGAGAUGACACGAUGAUUCUAAGAACUGUUUUUAUAAUUGGAUGUCCAGCUGUAGCUUUAAGCAUGUGGGAAAUUUGAAAAACAUGCUUGAAGCUGCUGCUCCUUUAGACACCUUACAGACAACUUUGUGUCAUUUUUGUUUUUAACUUUUGUCUUUGAAUCUCUCAUCCUCUGCUAUUUUGCCCUGUGAAUAUUUUUGUACUUCUUCUGAGAAUCAUUGUCCUUAUAUUAUCACCCCAUUCCUUUCGGAAUGUUAAAGACCUUAUUCUUUUCCUUGAAGAAUACUGAUUGUAGUUGAAUUUUACCUAAAUUAUAUAUAUAUAUAUAUUUUUGUCCUCCCUGGUGUUCCACUGAAGAGUACUGCCAACUAUAUGGCUCAAAAAAAAAAUACUUCUAGCUUGGACAAACUCAUCAGGUCCAAAAGCAGCAUAAGAUGAAGACUAAGGUGGUGUAUUUUACUUGGUAUUUGUAGUCAGGUAUCUCAAACCUGGUUAUUACUAAGUAGUUUGGAUCAGAUUUUGUUCUUUAAUUCCUAUUCCAAGAACCAAGGGCUAUACUGUGCUUUCAUCAAAACAUCAAUUUUGUGCUGAUGUGAUGUGCCAAUAAAAAAUGGGAUUUAGAAUUAUAAUCUGACGAUAUAUAAUUUUAUCUUAAUAUAGUGGAUCAUGGUUUCAUUGUCUGUGACAAUUGUAUUUGUUGUAGAUGUGAAAGGAUGAAAAUGAAAAGAAAAUUCAAGACAGAGAGACCCUUCUUUUUUUUCCCCAUAAAAUAUAAUAGUUUGAUUCUCCAUGUACAGAAGAGAACCAAAACCAGGUCUGAGUGCAUGGCCACUUAGAGUUGCUUGUUGCAGUAUUCAGCACCCAGCUUUCUGCUGCUUUCUAAAUUGGGAUCUGUCUACCAGUCAGUCUGAAAAAUAGGGAUGUGAAAUAGUUCUUUCAUUUUCUUACAGUUAUUUAUGGGAAGAUGGCACACUUGUAAUGAGUUGAGGGGAAAGCAGCUAUAUAUCUUGAUGUAAUUCUGGAGUAUUACUUGAAAUGCAAUAGUCUACUUCAUCCUGCUUGUUUAUAUCGCAGCAAGUUUUUGGCAGUAAAUUUCAGACAGGUGUCUUACAAAAGUAAGUAUGUAUCUUCUCAAAUUGCAAAAGUUUUAGGUUGAAAAGACAAAUGGGAUGCUCAAAGAGAUAGCUGUGUGUGAAAAAUCUCUCUUGAGUACGUCAUAUUGUACAUGCAUGUUCAGGUUGAUGAUUAGGUUGAUGACUAAGGGCAUUUGUAUUGGCUGAAAUCAGCAUCUAUGCUUUCUGCCGUGUUAGCAGAACUGAAGCAUGGUCGUAGGACUGGCUCUGCCCUUGUUUGCCCCCAGAUGAAAGCAUGAGCAUUCCCAGCUGGUACGUAUUUGCUCAACAGAUUAAAAUGUAAGACAAAAUUAUAGCCUUCGCUGUUUUCCAGCGGUUUAAAAAGACACCUGAAUGUCUGAUCUAUCAAUGUUGCGCUAUUCUUCUGGAAAAUAAGGGAAUUUAUUAGCUGUGUUUCUGUAAGGUCUUGUCUUGCAAAUACCAUACUCUUUGUAGGAAAAAAAAAAACACCACAGAACACUGUAUUGGAUUGGAAUCCAAAUGUAGAUGUUCCUCAAAGACUGUCAAUUUAAUCAGGAAUACAAAGGACAUUAAGCAAUCUUGAAAAUGAAGGAAGGAAACCCGUCAUUGUUUUCUGAAUUUGAAAUAAAACCUGCCAAGGAAAACCUAGAUACAUGACUUGAUACAUCAAAAUACCUGUUAUGGUAAAAAUGAGUAACUUUCCAUUUGAAAGGCCCUCUGCAUUGGCACAAUGGGCAUUAAUUGUGCUUCUCACUAUGCUCAAAGCGGUCUGUAUCAUUGCACUUGUGAUGAACUGUGAGUAUAUUUUCCUUAGGCUUUCAGUGUGACCAAGAAGAACUCAGUUUCAUUUUUUCUGGAGAAAAGUGAGAAGUAACUCAAGGAAAUGAAUCUCAUGGUUUUUUUGUUAAUUUUUAUAACUGAAACAGCCACAGAGAAGUUGUGUCCUCUUCGUGCCUCCAUUGAUGUACUAGAAGGGGAGUAUUUUUACCUUUGUUUUCCUGAGUCAAAACUACAACAUUCUUGGAAAGAAGAAUACACAAUAAACUGGUACAAAGAAAGUGCUGGAAGGCAGAAGCGAAUAAAUGAAACACACAGAAUUGUAUCCCAAAUGAAUUUUUUGGAGUUUUGGCCAGCUGAACUUGGUGACUCUGGGAAUUACUUUGUCACUCAAAGUGGAAAACGAAAUUUCACAAUUCAAAAGUGGACCUUGAAUGUACUUGAAAGAAAUAGAAGCAGCUGUUUCAAUCAAAAUCAUUUAACAACUGAAAUUCAGAAUGCUGGAACUGGUCAUUCAUUGAAAUGCAAUGAUCUGUCUGUCAAUGAAAAUGACAGCAUAACAUGGUAUAAGGACUGUAAGAACUAUGAAAAUGAAAGGGGACGGGAACUGGAUUUUAAAACCUUAUCAGUUCAGCACUCUGGUAUAUAUACCUGCAAAAUUUCCAUCAGUCGUGAAGGAAAGCUAUACCACAGCACCAAUACAAUUAGGCUGGUAGUAGAAGAAGAUGCACCAGAGACUGUAACUUUGGAGAUAGUUGGACGCAAUGAAGAAAUUCAAACAGAAAUAGGUAAAGAAGAGACACUCAACUGCACAGGUUUCUUGGGUUAUUAUAUACAAGAAGAUGCCAACCUCUACUGGUGGUUUAAUGAUACAUUUCCAAAAAAAUGUUCAGGUAUUCCCGAGGCUGAUCCACCAAUAUGUGAAGAAGAUUUAAAAAAAUCACAUUUGGGAAACAAGUUUUAUUUCACAAGGCUUCUACGGAUUAAAAAAGUAAGAGAGGAGGACUUGAAUCACAAUUUCACCUGCACACUGCAAGCCGAUGAAAUAAUGCACAUAAAAGUAGUGAAACUGAAAAAAGGAAAUACCCAAGAUCUUCCUAUGCACAUAUUUACAACUGGAAUGAUCCUUGCUGUACUGUUUCCAUGUGUUGCGCUGGCUGUGGUAGUUGUCUGUGUGAUUUUCAGAGUAGACUUAGUUCUAUUCUACAGGAACAUAAGCCAAAGAGAUGACACUGCUGGAGAUGGAAAAGAAUAUGAUGCUUUUGUAUCUUACCUGAAAGACUGUGUUUCUACUAGUAAAGAAGAGAGAGAAUUUGCUUUGAGGAUAUUACCAAUGAUAUUAGAAGAAAACUUUGGGUACAAGUUAUGUAUAUUUGAGAGGGAUGUAUCUCCUGGAGGAGCUGUUGUUGAUGAUAUCCAUUCAUUCAUUGACAAAAGCCGAAGAUUAAUCAUUAUACUGAGCCAGAACUACAUUUCUGACAGAGUCAUAUAUGAACUUGAGAGUGGACUGCACAAAGCUCUAGUAGAAAGGAAAACAAAGAUUAUAUUAAUUGAAUAUAUGCCUAUAAGUGACUACAAUUUCUUGCCAGAAUCAUUGUCUCUUUUGCCAUCAAAGAGGAUAGUGAAAUGGAAAAAAGAUAAAUCUCUUCCCGUGAAUUCCAGAUUUUGGAAGAACCUUCGGUACCUAAUGCCAGCAAAACCUACCAAGUCAAACACCAAAGGACACUGUCUGAAUCUAGAUCGAGGUUCAGAAGGGACUCAACCAUGGGGUGGAGGCUGUGACUUUAAUACAGUCAUAUAGCAAUUUAGGAGAUGGAAUUUGCUGCAGAAAGCUACCAGCUUCAAUAAAUUCAAAUAGAAAACACACACUGCAAUUACUUUUGAGAGACAGUAUUCAUAGCAGUCUGAGAUUUGAGAAGAAUGUAAGAAUCACCACAUUGGCUAGAAUCAUGUUAACUCCAAUACUAAAUUAUAUCCCAAAGGAUGUUUCCUCAGCAGUCUGCAUAAGGAGCUUAACUCUUAUUCCACAACCACUGCAUUGUGUAAACUUCUGGUAUUAUGUUUUCCUACUUGUAGAAUGACAUUGGUUAAACUUGCAUAUUUCUGAUAUUUAGGAGCUUUUGGUUUUGAUAUUUUCUAAGGGUCCUGCUUGGAAGUAAAAACAAAUGGCUCCUACUCAGGAAAGUCUGGCAGAUAGGCCUUGGGCAGCGCUGAGCAGAGAAGUGAAUCAGGCUGUCUGUAUUCACUGCUGAGCAAUGUGCCAUGGUAAAAAGAGACAAGGGAAAAUAGGACUAUGCAUACAUAAACUAACAUCAGUUCUUAUUGCUCUUAGGUCCCAAAUUGCUGAUUUUAACCAAGGCUUAGAAAUGCCUACUUUCUGUUUGCCACACUAGAGAAAUGAGGCUACUAGUAAGGCUUUUAUAGACUGUGGUUCUUUUGGUUUUCCUGAUGAUGUUUGUGUCAAUAUAUAUAUAUAUGAAUUGACAUGACUGUUGUUUUGAGAUCAUUUCAGUGAUUCUUUUAACAUUUUUGUACCAUUUUUUGCACUUAAUAAAAAUUUAUUUCCCCCUCUGUACAACA